Molecule: messenger RNA, 6597 nt
Organism: Haplochromis burtoni (Burton's mouthbrooder)
Lineage: Eukaryota; Metazoa; Chordata; Actinopteri; Cichliformes; Cichlidae
Gene: hoxb1a
Product: homeobox B1a
Exons: 2
Coding region: 4336-5505 (389 amino acids)
Biological process (GO): regulation of transcription by RNA polymerase II
Cellular component (GO): nucleus
Molecular function (GO): RNA polymerase II cis-regulatory region sequence-specific DNA binding; DNA-binding transcription factor activity, RNA polymerase II-specific
Source: RefSeq, a predicted model, not a curated record
UUUUUACAUUCAUCGGGCCCCAAUAUGUCCAAAUAUCAAAGAGAAAUGAAAAAUGCAUGCAGUGGAAGAGUUCGGGUCUUAGGAGGUUAAGGUAGACACACAUAAUUAGUGUCAGGUGUUAUUGGUCAGAAAGAGCAAACAGUCUGUUACCACUGCGCUGUUGUCAUUUAUGAUAAAUGAAACUGGAUAAAAAGAACUGUUGAACAACAAAUACAACCAAUGGAAUACAAUAAAGAUGUUAAAUUGACAAGAUAAGUAUGGCUGGAGUUAUUGGAGUGUGGCAAGUUUCAUUCAUAACAGUGGCAUCGCGUCACCCCCACCAUCGAACACCUCAGUGGCUUCAAGCAUAGGUUUAGCCUCUGCUUGAUACACCCAGCAGCUCUGUGAAGGCUGAGUGUAUCAAGCUGAGUAACAGUGCUUCUACACUGCUACUCAGCAUGGAAGCACGGAUUAUAUCUAUAUCUAUACAUCUGAUGAUAUAUCUCAAACUCAUCCUCUUGCUCAAGCUCCAUCCCCACCAGAGAGGUGACGUUCUAUGUCCCAAGAGUCAGCCUCAACAGCCAGAGAUUGGAUUGCCAGGCCUUCACUGCUUCGCUGCCCAACACAUGUUGCACCUGACCCAUAUGUGACCCAUGUUGUGUCUUAUGUGGGUGGUGAGCAAUGAGGAGUAAGAAAGAAAUACAGGUUGAUCACAACUGCCUUAGUGAAUGAAUUAUAUUAGCCAAUUUUUACUAUAAUUUGGUGGAAUGGUAAGUGGUGGUUUAGUUGAAGCUAAAUAAAAAAGAGCCUAUGCUGUGGCUUCACUUUCCUCGUGUUUUAAUUUUCUGUGUUUAUUCAAAAAUAGUAGUACUUUUUACUUAGUUUGCACAUUUACACCACAUUUACACCUGCUUACUAGAUCAUGUGGCAUUAUCAUGUGUUAACAAAAAACUAACAUUACAGAAUUACAUCGAUGUAAAAAACUAAACAUGGGGACACAGUCGAGUUUGACCAGUUGACCCCGCUCUCUCUCUUUUUCUUUCCUUUAGGCUCUCCACCACCCAGGCAGCAGUGUAGGCGUCAUUUAAUCUUUUUCUUGUCCUGGUCUAUUCCUGCAGACAUCCUGCCCACUCAUUCUGCCUCUCUUUCCUUUCAGCCCCUCACUGAUGAUUAACCUCCCUCCUUGUCGCUCGCCCACGCCGCUCGUUCUGAUUUCGUCAUAGCGGCACGGCUGCAGUACGCCUGCUGUCAGGCACUUCACACAGGCUCUGGAGGGGAAAAAUUGAUGAUGGGUUCAUUGGAGGCAGUUAUAAUGGAGGCUAAUGACCAAUGAGAAUGUGUCCAGGCUGUGAAGUACACACUUGAGGAACAAAUGUUUAAUACAUAUGAAUGUAAGAAAUGAAGAGAUGUUGUUCCCUUUUCUCCUUGAAAGCAUAUAACAAAAACAUAGAAAGACUAAAAUGAAUUAAAAGUCCUAUUCUGAAACAUUUCCACUGAAAAGACUUCUUCCAAAAAACCUCAACGAUUGCACAGUUGUAGGCCGUUGAUAUAUACACAUGUACACACACGCACACACAGAAAGUACAUUGUGUUGUCAUCCUUGCUUCCUGCUCUGCUGGACCAGCAGGAUUUGGCCCACUAAAAUGCCUCCUGUCUACUUUAACCUCAUUUGUGUAACAGAUCAGUUCAUUCAUUCAAUUAGCACACACUCUCACACGGGCACCUGCACAUGCACAUUCACUCAUCGGAAAUCUAUGGCUUCCCAAUGCAAUUGUUGAAAAGUAAACUGACUCCCAUAAGUCCCUUGCAAUUGAGCUUUCUGAUCAAUAGGAGCCCUUUAAUCCAUAGAAAGAUUUUUUCUGUCCUGUCGAGAGAAAUGUUUGUUAUAAAAAACAGCUAACUUUACCCCAAAAUGGCUAAACGUGUUCCUAGUGUUUAAGUUAUAUUUUAUGUGAUAUAUGUAUGUGUGUAUUAGUUGGCUCAUAAAUACGCAUUCUGUAAGUGCAUAAGUGGCUGUUACAGGAAGACAACGAGUCAGUACACCAUCCACAUACAGAUAAAUGUCAGAGCUGAACAGCUGGUGCUCAGCACAGUGUCACGCCUUAUCCAGUAAUUUGCUCAUCACAUAUUGCAUUGUAGCUAAUAGUUGAUCUCUAGUAGACACUGCAUAGGUAACCUAAUUCAUUUUUUUCAAGUAUUUUUUGUAGACCUGUUCACAACAACAGUCAUCCCAUUAUCGGUAUGCUGUAAGAUAAGACAAUGCAAUAUUUUGGAAAACCAAAUAUUGUAUUCCUUUAAGCAAACACGUGCAGAGGUGGGGAAGAAGAACUCCCUUAUAACCUGGUAGCACCAGAUUCAGAGAGGAGCAGCCAUCUGUUAUGGACAGUUGGGGGUUGAGGGACAAGAAAAUACAGAAAAGACAUAUAUAUUUACUAUGUCAAUGAACAGUUUUUUGCUGGCAUUGGUAGUUGCUUCAGUUCUUCAUCUCAAACUUAAGAUGUGUUUUACCUGACACCUAUCCACUCCUCAUCAACACAAGUGACAGAAUUGUUAUUAACAUGCCAAGGAUAAAUGAAGUCAAUUACUGUUUCUUAAUGUAAAGUUGUUUUCACACAUGAACUUCUGUCAAUUUGUGGAAAAUCAGGUUGAAACACUUUCCAUAGAUGCCUUUCCUCACAUUUAAAGAGUCUCCCUUUACAGUAUUGCAUAUACGCCAUGUGGUGAGGGAAAGAGAGCUAUCUAAGUAGAGUAUGCAGUAAGUCAGAACUAGAGUCUUCAAUGCUGAAAUCUAAUUUUGAAAUAGAUGAUUGUAAUUUGUGUCACCUGAGGGGUUUUUUACAGAGCAGCUGAGGUGGCGCAGGGUUUAGGAAGCCUUCAAACACUAAGGAGCUAUGUUAAAAGAUAAUUCUAAGUUCUUUCAAUAUGGACCCUAUAUUACUUGCUACAAAUAAGCACAAUAACAUGAACAAGGUUUAUUUUGAGGAAAUUUAAAUGAGAACAAACAGUUACAUCACUUACCAAACACAUUUCCUGUUUUAGCACUCUCUUUGUCUAUUGGUUUUAUUGUUACAUGCUCAGUGUUAUUGUAAUGCCUGCUUCCAAAAAAGGGAGCUAUAUCACUGUCUUUUUUUCCGUCCACAUAUACAGUAGGUUUGGAUAUACCCAAAGGCUCAACAGUGGACUGUGAAUUAUCACUGACUUUGAUGUGGUGUUGUUCUGUGUUUCUGAAUUACAAUUUAUACUGGAGUGCAAUGUUAUACUAGCUGAGCAUGGACAAAACUAUAAUAAAUUUGAUUUUUUUUUAUUGUGUAGUAGAUGUAGAACCAGUAUUACUUGUUGUAUUAAUAUUUAAUAAAGGGAUAGUAGCAUGGUACCAGUGUACUGUAUUUAGUUUGUUUAGUUUCAGUCUUCUUUCUUUGAGCUUUUUGCAGGAAGGAGGUCUGGAAGCUGCAGGCCGGCUCACAGGUCCUCUUUUAUUCUCUGCCUCUCUCUUUGCUCUGACAGAUCCGUGCUGAUAUCAGAUUGAUGGGCCGGUUUGAUUGAAGUCUCUUUGUCGUGCUAAUGUCACCGCGAGUGAUGGAUGAGGCAAAUGGGCCAACUCAACGCGCGUGCGUGCAAACUCGACUCCAGAACCGAAAGAAAGAGCCUCUCCCCUCCUCCCGUACACACACACACACACACACACGACUUCCCUCGCUCCCGUGACCAGCUAACAAACUUCUGGCCUCCGGUCACCAUAGGCGACGAGCCACGUGACCUGCCAUGGAGGUAAGAAAAGGAGUGACACGGUAAAACGGAGAGAGGGAGACAAUUGAAGAGCAAGAGCCAGAGAAAAUUGAAGAAUUUGAAGAAAAAAAGACAGACUUUAGGAAGACUGGGUGUAACCUGUGUGAAGCUGAAAAUGUGACUGUAUUCUUUUCAGUCCUCUCCCGUUGUUUUCCACUGUCACUGGCGAGCCUUUGAAACACAGGUUGAGUUACUGAUAGAGUAGGGCCUUUAAAACACACACAAACUGCAGCAGACCACAUGUGUUUCUGGUUUGGAGAAGUAAAGCCUUCGCAUUUUUUCAUUCACAUUGGAAAUGUCUACAGUUUUUUACUUGUAAUGUAAUUUUGUCGCGACUUUUUUUUAUUACUUUAAGGGUUUUUCAAUUAAAAAACCAACACGAUUUUUGUACUGCUUUUUGCACACAACAGGGAGAUUCUAUAUCAUACUGCCGACUAUAGGAACAACUUUCAAAUGGAUUUUUUAGUUAUUUGAUUUUUGCUUUUCAACGAAUUUCUAUUAACCUCGGUCGUGUUUCUUGCUGAUAACAAGUCGAGACAUUUUACCAAUUCCCUGGUGCUUCGAGUCUGCAUGGACAACAUGAACUCCUUUGUGGAAUACUCUAUUUGUAACCGACAACCAACUGGCAUUUAUUCUGCGCCUAAAUCUGGAUACCACCAUCAUCACCUGCACCAUCACCUUCCCCUGGAUCAGCGUCAGGGAUUCCCCGUGAGCAUCCAAACAGGCCUCAGCGGUUCUCCUGUCCCCGGGUCCAGAAAUGAUAACAGAGACGUAGGAGCGAGUUAUACCGCGGAUGGAGGGAUGUACGUGGGCGUUGGGGCGGACACCGCCAGCGGAGGAGUAAGUCAGCAUCAUCAGCAACAUCCUCCUCAACAUCACGAACAGCAUACGCACAGCGGCUACCAACAUCCAACACAUCACCCUCAGCUUCACCAGAGCCAAAGCCUGCAGAGUGUAAUACCUUCUCCUUAUAGUAACGGCUGCAACACGGGGGCCUAUGUGGGCCAGGCAUGCACCACAAACUCGGAGUAUGUUGCUGCCACAGGCGCACCAAACUCCGUCCAUCCGCAGUAUUUCAUGGAGGAUUCUUUGGCCUCCACCUACUGUCAUCAAUCAAGCUUCCACAACUCGGCCUCAACUGUCGGCCCCAGUUACAGCUCUCUUACCGGGGUCUACUGCGGGCCUCAGCGCACCCUUGCUGGGUCACAGUACCCGCAGCAGAUCGGUGGGGGGGUUCUUGACGCAGGAGGCUACCUGGAGCUUUCGCCUGGGGAAGGCUACGGGGAGCUGCCGGUAUCUCAGGAUCGUGAAAGAGGGGACGAUGAGGUCCAGCAGGCCGGGCAGGGGCAGACCUUCGACUGGAUGAAGGUGAAGAGAAAUCCACCGAAGACAGUCAAAGUGGCCGACUACGGUCUUGCCCACAACAACGCCAUGCGCACCAACUUCAGCACGAGGCAGCUGACGGAGCUGGAGAAGGAGUUCCACUUUAGCAAGUACCUGACGCGAGCGCGGCGCGUGGAGAUCGCCGCCACGCUCGAGCUCAACGAGACGCAGGUGAAGAUUUGGUUCCAGAACAGACGCAUGAAGCAGAAGAAGCGCGAGCGAGAAGGCGCCACCGCGUCUGCGCGGCCAUUCUCCUCCUCUUCCGGUACCGGCAGCAGCUUGAACAAGGAGCUGGAAGACACUGACCGCUCUUCCGCGUCUACGUCUCCAGGCGCGUCCCCGAGCUCGGAGACGUAAUCUGGCUUUGUACCACUGUGAUACACCCAUCAACCCAUUCUUAAAAGACUGCCUGUUGAACAGAUUUUCUAAGUCCCAGAAUUCUAUAAUGGCCGACCACCCAUUCAGAUGGACUUUUAUGCCUCAUGUACAUGAACAUGGAGAAAAUAAGUUCUCAGUGCAUUUUAGGGAAAGAAAAAAAUGUAUAUUAGUGACAUAAUUGACAGUUACAUACAGUAAGUGCACUGAUUUGACAAACUAAUGGCACUUAUGCCAUGGAGAUAACAGAAAAUGCAUAAAAAUAUCUGAUUAUAGAUUUUGAUACAAACUGGAUGAGGGGAGCAGUUAUUGUUGGGUCUUUUAGUGAAACUCAUUCAUGUAGAUGAUGAUAAUGACGAUGGCAUCUUUAUAUGAUCAAUCUUUCAGUCUGAUGGGGGGGCGUACAGUUCUUUUAAUAGUUUAAUAUUGUUUUAGGGGAAAAAAAAUCUAUUUUAGUCAUUCUGUUAUAGCAUUUAACUUUCUAUAUUUAAAAAAGUCAAUCCCAUAAAAUUUGCUUUUACUAUGUCACUAAAACUCACCUAAAAGCCUUCAUGAAUGCUGCAAAUGUAAAUGAUCUCGGGGAGAUAUAUACAAAACUGUGAAGAUGAUGAUGUGGGUUCUGAGCUAUGUUGGUAACACAGGAAGCCUAAUGAUGAGAAUAUAGUGCUAUCUGGUACACUUUGAACAUACUUUUUUCCCUGUUUCUUACUGUUUCUAGUGUUGGCCUACAUGUGUCUUCCUAUGCAGCUCUGGUCUUUGCACUAUGUGACUACAGGGUGACACUUUCAGACAGAAGAUACAUGAAGCUGGAAUGUUAUGUUUCUUCAGGUUUUAUGAGCAUUUACAAAAGCUGUGAUUCUUCUGCAGUCUGAUUUAGAAUAUAAACAUGUCAGUUAGAUUCAGGUUAAUGUAGAGUGUUUGUUUGUGUGCACUUAAAAGGACAGGGUUUAGGGAAACUACUGAACUUAAGAUGAAGAGUGGAAGUGUUUAAUUUUUACUGACUGGGUCCUUGCCAUUGAGAAUAACUUAUUGGAUGUGUUGUUUAUAUUUUUGAUUCUAGAUAAUAUGUCUGUG